Molecule: messenger RNA, 1322 nt
Organism: Oppiella nova
Lineage: Eukaryota; Metazoa; Arthropoda; Arachnida; Sarcoptiformes; Oppiidae
Source: the annotation of a GenBank genome assembly
CUGUCUCGUGUGAACAGCUGUUGAGUGCAUGUGUUUGUUGACAGUUGUCGUAAACCUAUCCAUACAUACCUCGACACUAAUAUUUACAUGUGAUUCAAGCCAUGGCUCACCACAUGAAGACAUUGCUCAAGAGUGCCACCAAUGGGCGCGAUGUCCGCUUUGGCAGAUGGAUCCACUCGACCACCACAUCUCACCGUAUCUUCAGCUGGAAUCAGAUGCUUGUCAUGACUAAUAUCAAUGAAACCAUUGGUUCCCAAUUAGAGACCACACAUAAGAGUCAAUCUCUCUUUAACAACAAGAACUUAAUAUCAAUGACCGAAAAGGGUUUAUAUAUUUUGAUGCCAUUAGUGGUGAAAGCGAUGGACAAAUUGGUUGAUAUAAUCAAUGACGAGAUGUUAGCCAUAAAGGCACAGAAGAUAUCGAUGCCAUCACUCGUGUCUAAACGACUUUGGGAUAAAUCAGGUCGUUGGAGUGAAUCGAGAGAAGAGCUCUUUAGGCUAAAAGACAGACAAAAUACUGACUUAUGUUUAGCUCCCACUCACGAAGAAGUUGUCACUCAUUUAAUAUCAGCGGCUAAACACUUGACUGAAAACCAUUUACCCAUUUAUUUGUAUCAAAUCAGCUCUAAAUUUAGGGAUGAAUUGAAGGCAAAACACGGAUUAUUGAGAGGACGCGAGUUUGUAAUGAAAGGGGAAGACGAGGUCUUCAAAUGCAACUCAUGUGACAAAGCAUUCAAUGCAGAACUGAUAGCCACUCGACAAGAGGUGGAGUGUAUGUUCUGCAGUAGUCAUGACUUAACCAAAUUCAAUGCCAUAGAAGUGGGACAUACUUUCCUUCUUGGGAACAGAUAUUCUGAAAAAUUUGACGCAAAAUAUACAGCGAAUGAAACGAAAGCCAAAAACAUAUACUCGAUGGGAUGCUAUGGGUUGGGUGUGAGUCGGAUAUUAGCCGCUUCUGUGGAAGUGUUGUCUGAAAAUCACUCAAUUCGAUGGCCCUAUGCUUUGGCGCCUUUCAAAGUGUGCUUAGUUUUGCCAAAAAAAGGCAGCAAAGAAGACGUUUCCAAUGGAACCGCAUUUACACAGGAUUUUGCCAAUUGUUUGUCAAAUGUGUUGAAUGAAGAUAUUCUGGUCGACGACAGAAUUAAUCAGACAAUUGGUAGACGACUGGCCGGUUUGGAAACGUUAGGCAUUCCCUAUACGAUAAUUGGCGGCAAACGAAUCACUGAUGAAAUGCCCAAAUUUGAAGUGAUUGACAAUCAAACGAAAAAUAACUAUUUAAUGACUCAAUUAGAAUGCAUUCAGUUCUUAGAAAGUGUUUUAUAA